CGAGCCUUCACCGAAAUGGCAUUCCACGGAUCGAGAGGUGACUUACGGGGUAGGGGAAACAGUGAGGGAAGCGGGAGGAGAUCCAGUAUGGGUGGCUCACGUGGUAGAGGACGAGGACGAGGACGAGGCGGCUUUCGAGGUGGGAGAGGAAAGCCGGUCUUUGACAGUACACGAAUAGCGCAGCAAAAAGAAGUGGAAGCAAAUGAAGAGUCUGAACCAGAAAGUCCAUCUGAGGCGGAGGAAGAACCGGAAAGCCAAGACGAAUCCAGUGGAGAUGAGGAGCCAUUACCAGCUGUGCGUUCCUAUGCUGCUCUUAUGCAAAGUUUUGCAACAGACUUGGGGCCGCAAGCAAAACGGAGGAAAUUGGAUCCAGAAGCAAGGCCCGAAUCAGCGAAAACUGAAGAAGAAGAGAACUCGAAGCCUGCUGCAGAAGAUUCUGAUGAGGUUGAAGAACCAGAAGAAGGUCCGGAGACUGAAACUGACGGCUUGCUUGAAGACGAAGAUGAUCUGGAGGACGCUUCGGAUCCCUUCGAAGCUCAUUUCGCGGAUCCAGAUGACAACAUUCUUUCCAAGAGACUCAAGUCCCUGGAGAAAAACCAGUGGGUUACUCAAAAAGCAGUAAUUCCGAAAUUUGGAAAGGUCGUAAUCGGCAUCCCUGAAAUAGACGACAAGAAUGACAGGACUAGGCCCAAGCCCUUGUCUGAACCGGCCGAAUUGAGGUUGAAGCAGAAGUUGGCAGGCGUCAUGUCUAAACAAAGACCAGAAUUUGACGAUCUGGAGAAACACAUUACACCUUCGAUAUUUGGCUACCAGGAUAUCUUUUACUGUGAGCGGCGGCCGACGAACUCAGAGAGCUUAAGACGUUUGGCAUGCCUCCACGCUGUCAAUCAUGUAUUCAAAACUCGAGAUCGUGUUAUCAAAAAUAACGCUCGCCUUGCAAAAGAGGAGAAUAACGGUGACCUCGAAUUACGAGAUCAAGGGUUCACCCGCCCAAAAGUUCUCAUGAUUCUUCCCACUCGCGAGUCUUGUGUUCGGAUGGUAAAGAUGAUCACAUUUUUGUGUGAACCAGAUCAGCAGGAGAAUCAAAAACGAUUCGACGACUCGUAUGUCGAAAAAGAAGAGAAGUUUUCCGAUGACAAGCCACAGGAUUUUCGAGAACUUUUUGGAGGCAAUGAUGAUGAUAUGUUCCGGCUUGGGCUAAAAUUUACUCGAAAAACCAUCAAAUACUUCUCGCAGUUCUACAACUCGGAUAUCAUUUUUGCCAGUCCAUUAGGCUUGAGAUUGGCAUUGGAAGGCAAGGACGACAAGAAAGGAGACUAUGACUUCUUGAGCUCGAUCGAGGUAGUCAUCGUUGAUCAAGCUGAUGCACUCCUCAUGCAGAAUUGGGAGCAUGUGGAGUAUAUUUUCGAGCACCUAAACUUGCAACCGAAGGAGGCCCAUGGCUGCGAUUUCAGUCGAGUGAGGAGUUGGUAUUUGGACAACAACGCCAAAUACUUCAGACAGACCAUAGCCCUGGCAGCAUUUAAUACACCUGAGUUGAACACACUCUUCUUCAAUAAAUCCAGGAAUUGGGCUGGCAAGUUCAAAAUCAGCAUCAAUUAUCCCGGCGCGAUUCAAGAGCUAGGAUUGAAAAUCAAGCAAACCUUCUCUCGUCUCGAAUCGCUCUCCUUUGCCUCAGACCCGGAUGCUCGAUUUACAUACUUCACCACCGCCGUUAUACCAUCCUUGACCAGAUCUGCCAAGGACAGCACUGGGACAGUCAUAUUCAUCCCGUCCUAUCUCGAUUUUGUUCGGGUGAGGAACUAUUUCUCAACAUCUCCAGCUACAACCAGCUUGUCGUUUGGCAGUAUCUCUGAAUACACUUCUGUCAGGGAUGUAACAAGAGCACGAUCUCAUUUCUUUAGUGGACGCCAUAGUGUCCUACUUUACACCGAACGCGCACACCACUUCCGCCGUUACCAGCUCAGGGGUGUCAGAAAAGUGAUCAUGUAUGGUUUACCCGACAAUCCGAUCUUUUACAAGGAAAUAGUGGGUGGCUACCUUGGUAGGAGUGUCCAAGAAGGUAAGCUGGAGCCUGGAGAAGGGAGUGCGAGAGUUAUAUUCUCCAAAUGGGAUAUAUUGAAACUGGAGAGGAUCGCUGGCACGGAGAGAGUCGGGAAAAUGAUCAAGGAGAAAGGCGAUACUUUCGAUUUCCUGUAAGAUAUCGAAAUAAUGAAGAUAUGUAAACGCCAUCCCAUGUAAUUCUGAUGUACAAUCGAAAGUCCUGGUAUCAAUACAUUUGUCGCCUAUCUUAUUUUCAGUCAUCUUCCUUGCUUGGUCUAGGAUCUCGUGGCUUUGGAAUAGUGAUGGCAUCAUUUCUUUCCUCGAUCUCGACUUCUUCCAUCCUCUUCACCAUCCUCUCGAGGUCCCGCUGUCCUUUUUCCCUGUAUCUUGUGACCUUCUCAAUGUUCCUUUCAGUCAUCUCGUUGAGCGGCCGUCCUUGCUUUCUCAAUGUGGCAACAGUCCUCGCUGUCAUCGCAAAUCGCAUAUCGUUAGGUCCAUCUACCAGCUCCAAAAUGGCUGAAGGCGCUUGAUCCGACUUCAGCGGCUCAAUCCGCAAUACACGCGUGUAACCGCCAGGUCUGUCCGCAUAUCGUUCUCGUAAUGGGCCAAAGAGUUU
Hyaloscypha bicolor E is the source of this 2659-nucleotide messenger RNA. RefSeq names its product U3 small nucleolar RNA-associated protein 25. The record is from RefSeq and is a predicted model, not a curated record. Gene Ontology annotation, cellular component: small-subunit processome; nucleolus. Gene Ontology annotation, molecular function: rRNA binding; U3 snoRNA binding. Gene Ontology annotation, biological process: maturation of SSU-rRNA from tricistronic rRNA transcript (SSU-rRNA, 5.8S rRNA, LSU-rRNA). The transcript is spliced from 3 exons. Bases 16 to 2199 code for a protein of 727 amino acids. NCBI's taxonomy places the organism in Eukaryota, Fungi, Ascomycota, Leotiomycetes, Helotiales, Hyaloscyphaceae.